AUCGCGCGCGCGUAUCCUCUUUCGCGGUUACCGUCGUACCUUCGAGUACACCGUGUCGGGGAAACGACCGUUUCGGUAUUUGUCGACGAGAACAUGUGACGCGCCGCCCGAAAUCCGCUCAAGAGUGUUUCGCACCGGAGGAACCGGAGCACCGGAAGGACACCGGCACGCGUGAUUCGACGAUUGCGCUGCACCCAUCAAGAUCAGUCUGGAACCAUCAAAUCGAGAAUCACCGAUCGCCUUGCCAAUGAUAUCGGCGGGACACGGGAGACGCGCGUUCCAGAGGCUAAUCCGGGACGACUCGAACGGCGGUGGAGGAUGCAGCAGCAGCAGCAGCAGCAGCAACAACAAGAAGAGCGGCAGCAGCAGGAACAGGAACAACGGAGACUCGUAAUGGUACCGUCGUCAUCAACCUCGUCCCCCUCGUCGUCCUCGUCGGCCACGCUCGCGAUGGAUCCGCGCGAGGCCGACGAGCAUGUCACGGAGAUCGACGGGCUCGUAACCGUCGGCUGCUCCGAGCUGCCCAAUCUCGCGCUCCAGAGCGUCGCCCUGCGGCUCCAGAGCGUCGCCCUCCUCUCCGCGCUGCAGCGUGCGGCUCUCCUGCCGCCAGGACACGCCGCUGCAGCCGCCCUGAAUCUCCAAGCGUUGGAGACGUACCUGACACUUCAUCGUCUUCACGCGAGCGGCGCGACUUCCGCGGCGACGGCGGUCAAUCAAAGAUGUUCGUCGUCGUCGAAUAUCUUGACCUCGACGACGACAACGACAACUGUCAAGGACGACGCGCCGACGGUUGAUCAGCUGCUCCGCGCGGCCGAGGACGACGAGGCACGGCUGGAGUUUGUGACCGACGAUAAUCUGGCGCUGGCCCUGCUAUCCCCGGAAUUCCUAUCGAGCGAGACAUCCGGGACGAGCGGCUCCUCGUCCGGACAUCACGAGCUGCUUCUGCGACGAAUAUCCGAGGGGAAUAAUCGCGCGAGCCCGUCGUCGACGACGGCCGCAGCGUCGGUCCCGCGAUCUUCAUCCACCGGCGUUCUCCCGCCUUCGUCCUCGUCGGCCUCCUCCGGCUGCUCCUCGUCCUCGUCCUCGUCCUCCUCCUCGUCCGCGCAACACGCCUCGAUCGCGGUGGACUCGAGUGUACCAAGGACUUGCCGGACAUCCAGGCCCAAGAAACAGUUUAUUUGUAAGUUCUGCAGCCGACAGUUCACCAAAAGCUACAAUCUGCUGAUCCAUGAGAGGACGCACACCGACGAGCGGCCGUACUCGUGCGACAUAUGCGGCAAAGCUUUCCGACGGCAGGAUCAUCUCAGAGAUCACAGGUAUAUCCACAGCAAAGAGAAACCGUUCAAGUGCACCGAGUGCGGCAAAGGAUUCUGUCAGAGCAGGACGCUGGCUGUCCACAAGAUUUUGCACAUGGAGGAAUCGCCGCACAAAUGCCCCGUCUGUGCCAGGAGCUUCAAUCAGAGGAGCAACCUCAAGACCCAUCUUCUCACGCACACGGACAUUAAGCCGUAUCAUUGCGCCUCCUGCGGCAAGGUCUUUCGCAGGAAUUGCGAUCUGAGGAGGCAUUCGUUGACUCACAAUCUCGGAGUACCAUCGUCACCGCCGUCGGACAUACCCGUUUCCGGUUCGAGCACCAUCGUCCUUCAGGAAACAUCUUAGUGUCGACCUGUUUUUUUUUUGUUUUUUUUUUCUUUCGACGGAUUUCGAUCUCCUCUGUUCGCAUAAUUGGCGAGUUUCGCACCUGUAUCUACCUACCUUGUACUUAUCUAUCAUCGUUAAUGUUUAGAGUGUAAUCAUUGUUAUAUAUGUACAUCACGAAAAGUGAUAUAUCGUAUAUGGAGAUUCGUGCACGUUUAGAUCUGUAAUUGUUCUAUGUUAUGCGAUAGUCUUUGAUAACAACGUAUAGCCGAGAGAGAAAUGUCUCUUUUUCUUAAACUGUGUACCUACCCCGUACGUGUCCGUUGUGUUCUGUCUGUACGUGUGUGUAAAAUAAACAUUUUUAUUAUUAUUUUUUAACUCAGAGUCUCGUCUACACCCUCAUUUAUUCUCUUCGCGAAACCGAUUGAUGGGCGAAUCGAAUCGGGCCCAAUUUCGAGUACUCGGUUUCCAUAAAUAAAAUUUUAUAUAUUCGAGAUUUCCUAUAUACAUUUUACUCUGAUUUAAAAAAAAAUGAAAAAUUGAUUUUAACAAAGGAUGUUGCCAGACGCGAUAGCAUCGAUUGCAUUUAUUUUCAUCAAAAUACGAGCGAGAUGGGCACGCGUCCAAUUUAACACGCGUGAAUAAAAGAUUGGUCUGCCUAUAUAUAUAAAACCGCGAAAUGUUUUUUUAGUAACUAAAUCCUCUCGUAUGUAUCUCUCCUAGAUGUAUAAAUCAGGUGUUAUAUAGUAUUCCCACAUGGGCUUAGUCGAACGAGAGUAUGUUUCGGACCGACCGAAUUCCGAUCCCUCUGGUAUUAAACCAGGAGGAUCUUUUCGCUUCCUUCUUUUUUAUCUGUUCCGCAUAUCCAGGCUAGGAUAUAAGCCGAUGACGGGUUGGAGAAGAAGAAGAGGAGAGACAAAAGAGCACGACCGGAGAAAUUAAAGAGAAGGAGGAGGAAGAGGAGGUGGAGGAGGAGCAGGAGGACGAAACGCGACGUGUAUUGUGUUACAAAGAACGGGGCCGCCAGGUGCGCGCGGGACAUGACACCGCGAUACGUCUAGAGUUACGUUUCUCUUCUCGAAGGUGCCGAGAGAGAGAGAGAGAGAGAGAGAGAGAGAGAGAGAGAAAGAGAGAAGAGAUGGGGCCCCUCAACGACGCUAUUUCGGGGAUCUAUCCCAGUCCUCUCCUCCGGCGUGUCGAUAAGGAGAAUCUCGCACCGGGACCGGUCGACCGUCUCGAAAAAGGGCACCCUACGCGACGAACGUAUGUAUGUUAACGUGUGUAUGCGCACGUAAACUCCCGGAGACUCCCGGGUUCGAGCUUUCAUAAAUUCUUACCGGCGGACGUUUUACCGCGAAUUACGGCCCGUCGUUUUACCGCAAAACCCGCGUUGGCCAAAUCGUGUUUACGGCGUCACCGUCGGGAUAUAUAUAUAUAGGAGUUGCGAGAAGAACGGGAGAGGACGCCGACUGUCGGGGAUGAUGUCCUGGAUGAUGCCGGAAUGACCUCUCCCGAUGGGGACUCUUUGUGCGUUGCGUACGUUCGUAAAGUAGCGUCUCGGCAGCGAUCGUCACGUUCGCUGCAGAAUCUUAAAGUGUCCCUCUUAAGCCAGGCACGAGUCCGAGAGCUCGAUUUUGAGUUAACUUGACCAUAAAGAUAGGCGAAGAUUGCCAAAUAUUAUCGCGAGAACGAAUUCUAACUUGAAAUAGAGAGAGGAGAGGC
Formica exsecta is the source of this 3360-nucleotide messenger RNA. Its product is annotated as protein sister of odd and bowel-like. Bases 319 to 1659 code for a protein of 446 amino acids. Gene Ontology annotation, molecular function: DNA-binding transcription factor activity, RNA polymerase II-specific; RNA polymerase II transcription regulatory region sequence-specific DNA binding. Lineage: Eukaryota; Metazoa; Arthropoda; Insecta; Hymenoptera; Formicidae. The transcript is spliced from 2 exons. Gene Ontology annotation, biological process: embryonic pattern specification; embryonic hindgut morphogenesis; embryo development. The record is from RefSeq and is a predicted model, not a curated record. Gene Ontology annotation, cellular component: nucleus.